Messenger RNA from Armigeres subalbatus, 2385 nucleotides. RefSeq names its product zinc finger protein 236-like. The transcript is spliced from 2 exons. Gene Ontology annotation, molecular function: zinc ion binding. The record is from RefSeq and is a predicted model, not a curated record. Lineage: Eukaryota; Metazoa; Arthropoda; Insecta; Diptera; Culicidae. Gene Ontology annotation, cellular component: nucleus. The coding region runs from base 431 to 2164 and encodes 577 amino acids.
ACGUUCAUCACAUUGCCAGUGUUCGCCCGAGAGAGCAGACGUAGAUCACGCCGGUGCUGCUGACGGUUAUAUCCCUUUGCAAAGGUGAUUGUUUUGUUCUGAGCAUUUUUUUCCCGCUGUGUGUGCGCGAUAGUGGAAGGGCGCUGUGUUUUGGUGAUCCAUCAUCAUCAUCAUCGUCGUCGGUCGUGCUCCUUAUUUGCGACUUCAAGAGCAGCAGGACAGCCGGGCGCGGGCGCGUGUGUGUAAUUCAGCGCUUGCUUUGAUAGCAGUUUAUUGUGGUGUGCUGCUUGCUCUGAUCGACGAGUACUAAGCGGACUGAGCUGAGCCAUCAAUUGGUGUUCAGAACGUUGGGGACUGUUCUGCGGUACGGUUUGAUAAGUGACUGAAGUGUGUGAGUAAUUGUGCCAAUUAGUGAUAAAUGUGCUGAACGAUGCUGAGCCUACCGAAGAACAUCGAAAACAUCUGCCGGCUUUGCCUGACGGAGUCUGUGGAUGGAAGUGAUAUGCUGCCGAUGUUUCCGGUGCGCGGAGGGAACCCUUAUGCACCGCAUACGGUGGUAUCAAAGAUCCUGCAAUGCACAACAGUGAAGAUCGAACACUUCCAAGGUGCUCCUACCACCAUCUGCGAAUUUUGCAACGCACGGCUCGAUGACUGGCAAAGCUUCCGGGAACAAUGCAUCGGAACGGACGAAUACCUUAAGGCCACAUAUCGAGAAAUUUUCAACCCAGAAGGAGUCAGAGCAGAUGAGAUUAUCAAACAGCAGUCGCAGGUGUUUGAGCAGCAACGCGUGCAACAACAGCAACAACAAGCACAGUAUCAGCGACAACAACAAUAUCGACCGCAACAACAACCACAACAGUAUCGACCUCUACAGCAACCUCAGCAACAGACUCAACCACAGCAAAAACUACAAGAGAAACGAGAGCAGCAAUUCCUCGAGCAAAUGACCGAUUUGACCCCACCAUCGGAGGACGACAACGGAAGCUUCCUAUUCGGCGAGGAAAUUUCCCCCGAGGACAUGAUGGAUCAAUUCUACGACGACGAACAGGACGACGAAAUGGACAACGAAACGUUGAUCCAACAGCUGAAAAGCCAAACCGGAAUCCGCAUACCGAAGUGGUCCAGAGAGUUCGGAGCAAAGCUCAACUCGCUGCUACACGUGGUGGGAGGUGAACGUCCUCACCAGUGUAAAGUGUGCAGAAAGCGCUUCCUUCGACGGCCACACUGCCGCCGCCACGUGGCUCAAGCUCAUGGUGCAGUAAUCGAAAGCGUCAAGCUGCCCUCAAAUUGGCAAUCGACUGCUGGGCGAAGAUUUAGCUUCGCCCGCGAACCGGUUCAGCAGGUCAUGGAACCUGUUCCACCGUCACCUCCGCCACGGGUUGACCAUUUUGAAACCAGUGUGGAACGUCCAUACCAGUGCGAAGUUUGCAAGAAGUGUUUCAAACGCAGCCAACACCUACGGCGUCACAGAACGUCCCAUUUGCAGAUCGAAAUCGAUCGUUCGGAAAUCAUGCGCGGUAUCAACGAACAACAAAGAGCACAGCUGCAGCUGUCCACACUGACCACUCUUCCCGAAGACAUGAAUGGAAACGGACCGACCGAAAACGGAUUGGAAAAAGCGGACUAUGACGAUGAAGUGAUUGCUCUAUCGGACGACGAUGAGGACAUGGGCGAGGAAAUUUCACCCGAAGAGUUUAUCAGUGCUCAGUUUAAACAAGAUAAUGCCCCGGUAGAAUUACCUCCGGAACCGAAACAGCCUCGGCUCUCAGACAUUCCGCAUCUUUUCUAUGGCAACGAGGAUGACGAAGAAGACGAAGACGAACGCCAAUACAUUACAAAAUCAGGAACAAUCCGGAAGCGUGCACCGCCGAUGCCAAAACUUCCCGGCGAUCGUCCAUAUCAGUGCCGAAAGUGCAAGAAGCUGUUCAAACGCUCGGACCACCUCAAGUCGCAUCUCAAGACGCACACUUCCGAAACGGAUUUCAACUGCGACUAUUGUCAGAAGGGCUUCCGCUACCGGCAGAACUAUCUGAUCCACAUGAAGAACAAAACUUGUUUCAGCGAAAAGGGCAUGUUCCAGGGACAUCAGAUGUCGAACUCUUCGGUCCACUCGGGCUCGUCGAGAAGUUCGUCGCGUGACAUCGAUGAAGUGCUGGGGGAUUAGGAAGCGGAAAAGUGCCAUAGAUUUUUCUUGUACAAAAGUAGAUUGUAAGCAAUAACAGUCAUUCUAUCCAAAAACUGUAACAAACUGAAUCUAAAAGUAAAAAACACGAAGGAUCGCAAUUUACUUCGCCACCCAAAAAGAAAAUAACUCGAAUGCUAACUACUAAGGACAAUGUACCAUAACGAUCUGAUGAAAAAGUAACAAUAAACCACUGAAAGCUA